UCUUAUCCUUGAGAUUAAAUUUUCAGGAACUUGAGGGAGAUGUUCAAAUUAGAUGCAGCAGAGUACAUGAUGUCCAUUUGUGGUGAUGAUGGUCUAAGGGAGCUCUCUUCGCCGGGGAAAAGUGGCAGUAUAUUCUAUCUUUCUCAUGAUGAUAGAUUUGUGAUUAAGACAUUAAAAAGAUCUGAGCUGAAGGCUCUACUCAAGAUGCUGCCUUCCUAUUACAGACAUGUAGGGAAGCAUGAGAAUACUCUUAUUACUAAAUUUUUUGGUCUACAUCGAAUAACAUUGAAAGGUGGAAGAAAGGUACGCUUUGUGGUCAUGGGAAAUAUGUUUUGCACAGAAUUGAGAAUUCAUCGUCGUUAUGAUCUUAAGGGAUCAACUCUUGGAAGAUGUACAGAGGAAGAUAAAAUUAGAGAAAAUACCACUUUGAAGGAUCUGGAUCUGUCUUAUGAAUUUUACAUGGAUAAGCUGCUGAGGGAAUACCUCUUUAAGUGAGUCCCCACUCUAUAUCUUGUGUGGUCAUAGAAUUGAAGGAUCCUUUUCUUAAAGUGUAUUUGUUGCCGCUUUCCUAUUUUUCCAACUUCUCUUUUUGUUCAGAUGUUUCAUUUACUUAUCUUCUUUUCUGAUGUUCCUGAAGUCUCUGCAAAUUUUGGUUUUUUGAAGAAAAUACUUGAAGUAGGA
Molecule: messenger RNA, 681 nt
Organism: Carica papaya (papaya)
Lineage: Eukaryota; Viridiplantae; Streptophyta; Magnoliopsida; Brassicales; Caricaceae
Source: RefSeq, a predicted model, not a curated record